Molecule: messenger RNA, 4509 nt
Organism: Durusdinium trenchii
Lineage: Eukaryota; Dinophyceae; Suessiales; Symbiodiniaceae
Source: the annotation of a GenBank genome assembly
AUGCCAUCGCGAUGCUACGUGCAGAAGGAAUGCUGUGCGGAUGAAUUCUUCCUUUGUCACGACAGCAGCGACAGUCGCCUCGUGCACGUGACCCGCGCGGACGUGCCUGGGGGCUGGGGCCAACGGCUCAGCCUGGAGUGCGUGCAGCCGGCCCUGUCGGCCAUCUCCCUGCGGCCUCAGCUCCAGGCGAUCGGACCCGAGUCGUUGCUCUUGGCGCCACGAGACAAUCAAUCAGUCACCGUGGUGCACCCCUUGCGUUUGGCUGGUGGUCUGGCAGGCUGCGAGUGUGCGGAGAUCCUUGUGGAGUUGGCCGUCGAGGGCUCAGAGACGUGGAUCCCCCAAAGCGCGUGCAACGAUUGGACCCUGCGAGAGUGCGUCGUGGAACCUCUGGAAGCUGGUACCACCUACGAGGGCCGCGUACGGAUCCAGUGUCAAGACCAAGCGCUGAGCAGCAACUGGACCUAUGCAGGAGCCACGGUCACGACGAACUUGGAAGCCUUGGUCGUAGAGGGCAGCCUCACUGUGACCGUGGGCAGUGGCCGGCGUUUGGGGCGUCGUUUGGCGCAGCUGGAGUUGCAAAAGGUUUUGAGCGAGGUCACAGCUCUCGAGCUGCGCUCCAUCCUGGUGACUCCUUUGGGAGGUUCCGACUUGGGUUACAUCUUGGCAGCAGCGUCCAUCGGGCGCGAGCUCGACGAAGCAAGUGCGCAAGCAGCAGCUGAGGAGGCGCAGAGGCGACUGGACGCGUCGUUGGCAUCUGACUUCGCAGGUCUUUUGUCCGCGGAAGUGGGUUCAUCUGUAGAAGUGCAGGUGCUCCAGCCGCCAGAGGUCUCCCGCCGCAGCGAAGCCUUUGGCGCCUGCUCCGCGCCGCCGCUCAUACCCAACGCCGCACGCAACUGGAGCGCCAGCAGCUGUGCGGGCCGAACCUGGUCCGACCCGCCCUGCGCCGUGCCCUGCGACACGGGCUUCCUACCGGAGGGCAGCGGCUUUGUGUGCGGCGUCACUGGCGAAUGGUCUACGGCUCCCACAUGCGCCUCCAUCUGGUCGGUGAGCUCUUGGGGUCCCUGCACUGGUGUCGUGGGCGACUGCGGUGAUGGCGGACUCCAACGCCGCGAGGUCACCUGCCCCGAUAGCUCCGGAUGCCACUCCAUGUCCAAGCCCAUAGAGGAGCAGCCUUGUCGCGCCACGAUCGGAUGCACCUGGGUCACUGGAGAUUGGUCGUUGUGUUCCAAUCAGUGCGGUCUGGGAGCGAGGUCUCGCAGCGUGGCCUGUUCUUCACCCCAGAGCUGGGACUGUGCCGACGCGCCGCCCGUCGCCAAUGAGUCGUGCAGCGACUACAGUCAAUGUGAAUGGCAGGUGCAGCCUUGGAGCACUUGCAGCAGCAGCUGCGGCCUUGGCACACAGACACGCGAGGCCCACUGCCCAGCCGAGCCGACACACUGUCCUUCACCGGCACCCUCCUUGGUGCAGUACUGCUAUGAGAUCUCCGGAUGCACCUGGCAGACCUCCACGUGGUCGGUGUGCUCCAACAGCUGCGGUGCCGGCACCUCCACCCGACAGGUGUGGUGUAGCAGCGGUACGGACUCCGACUGCGGUGGCAGCAGGCCGUUGGAGUUGCAGAGCUGUUACGAGACGGUGGGCUGUACCUGGCAGAAGGGGUCGUGGACGGCGUGCAGCAGCUCCUGCGGCGCCGGGCGCCGGGGCCGGAGCGUGCUGUGCCCCAGCGGCCAGGCAGCUGACUGUCCAUCACCUAUGCCAGCAACUGAGGAGGAGUGCUACGAGACCAGCGACUGCCUUUGGAUCACGCAGUCCUGGAGCGCUUGUGACAAUGGCUGCGGCUCCGGGGUGCGCGUCCGUCCAGUGCUUUGCUCCUCUGGCCUCGCGGCCGACUGCGCUUCCCUUCCUGUGCCAACGGCCGUGGAGAGCUGCUACGAUGUGGUGGGAUGUGCCUGGUCCCUGGGAGAUUGGAGCUCUUGCAGCACCACCUGCGGCGCGGGCGUUCGGAGCCGCGCGGUGACCUGUCCCUCCGGCUGGCCUGCAGACUGUGCCUCCUUCGAGGUGGAACCGGCCUCUUCGGAAAGCUGCCGUGGCAGGGGCUGCGACUGGCGGCUCGGUGAAUGGUCCGAAUGCUCCAACGACUGUGGAGAUGGAAGCAAGGCGCGCACGGUGCGCUGCAGCAGCGGCGAGGACACCGACUGCGUGGAGGCGAAGCCCUCCAACGAAACGUCCUGCCGGGUCACCAGCGGCUGCGGCUGGACCUUGGGCGAAUGGACCGACUGUGACGCCACCUGUGGCGCGGGGCUUCAACACCGGACGGCGGUCUGCGACUCGGGCAGCGCCGUGGACUGUGUGGAGCAGCCGGUGGAACCCGGGCAGCGCGUUGCGGGCUCUGAUCCAGUGGGAACGAGAUCUCGGCAUCCAGAUGUCGAGGACCAGGAGAUGGACGCGACCAUCAGCCUGCAGGUGUUGGGGAUCGACGGGGAGGGGCUCAGCCUCACCGUGCCGCGGCAGAUGCUCGGGCGGGACCUGAGGCGGAAGAUCAGCGCCGAGUUGCCCGCCAAGCCUGCGGCCACUCUCUCCCUGCUGUAUGGAGAGUCCAAGUUGUCCCUCACAGAGACUCUGGCAGAGCAAGGUCUCGGCCCUGAAGCCUCCCUGAGCUACAUCUUCGUGCCCGCCAAUGUGCUGGACGCGUGGAAAGUCUUGAAAGGCAUCCCCGUCGAAGACAAAGACUUCGCGCUGGAAGGCGUGACCCAUUUGAAGAGAAUUACGAAGCUGGAACAGCUCAGACACUUGCCGCGGAGCCUACAGAGCUUGACCUUCUGCAACCACUUUGAUGAAGACUUGACCGAGGUGCUGCUGCCCAGCGGCCUGCGAAACUUAACCUUCGGCGAAUGCUUCAAUCAGCCCUUGGAUCAGGUCGUUCUGCCCAGCAGCUUGCAAAGCUUGACGCUGGGCUUCGACUUCGGCCAGCCCUUCGAUGAGGUGACGCUGCCUGAGAGCCUCGAGACUCUGGUUUUCGGUUUCGAAUUCAACAACGAUUUGCGAUCGGUGGCGUUCCCCCCACGACUGGGCAGCCUCACGUUCGGCUACAACUUCUCUCAGAGCCUCCAGGAGGUAAAGCUGCCCGAGAGUUUGCAAAGUUUAACCUUUGGUCAUGCCUUUGACCUGUCCAUGGACCAGGUGAAACUCCCGGACACGCUUCACACCUUGAUCUUCGGCUACAAGUUCGAUCAAAAACUGGAGCAUGUGACGUUUCCCAGCGCUUUAUGCAGCUUGACCUUCGGGGAGUGCUUCAACCAGUCCCUGGAGCGGGUGCAGCUGCCCUCGAAGUUAAAGCACUUGACCUUCGGCCAUCGCUUCGACCAAGGCCUAGGUGACUUGCCCGACAGCCUGGAGACCUUGACCUUUGGCUAUGCCUUCGCCCGCAGUCUGGAGCACACCAAGCUCCCGGAGAGUUUGCAGAGCUUGACCUUCGGCGACAGCUUCGAUCAUCCGCUGGACUCGGUGCAGCUGCCGCAGGCCUUGCAGUGCCUCACCUUCGGCGAAGGCUUUACCCAGAGCUUGGAGCAUGUGGUUCUUCCUGCCCGGCUGCAGUGCCUCACCUUGCGCUAUGAGGAUCAGCAGGAUUGGAAGGUGGUGAACUUCCCCGAGGAGCUGCCCAACCUGAUCUUCGGUGGGCGCUUCGACCAGAGCCUGGAGGAGCUCCGGUUCCCGCGCUUGCAGAGCCUGAAUUUGGGCGAUGGCUUCAACCAGAACUUAGCGAAGCUCGGCCUGCCUGACAGCCUCAAGAGCCUGAGCCUAGGCGACUUCUUCAAUCAGCGCUUAGAUCAGGUGGUGUGGCCCAGUCAGUUGGAAGAACUGAUCUUCGGCCACGCCUUUGAUCAACCCUUAGAGGCUCCCGUGCAGCUGCCGCACUCGCUCAGCUCCUUGAACUUUGGGCAUUCCUUCUCGCAGAGCUUGGAACACGUGGUCUUCCCUCCGCGACUCCAGAUCCUCUCCCUGGGAACUUGCUUCGACCAGCCCUUGCAGAAGGUGACCUUUCCAAAGACUUUGCAGACCUUGUCUUUGGGUGACUCCUUCAACCAGUCCUUCGAUGAAGUUCAGCUGCCUGAUGGCCUCAAGAACUUGACCUUUGGGGACCUCUUCGACAGGAGCUUGUUGAAGGUCAAGUGGCCGAGUGAGCUCGAAAGCCUCAAGUUCGGCUUCGAGUUUGAUCAAUGCCUUGAGGGAGUGAAGUUCCCCGAGGCCUUGCAGACCUUGGUCUUCGGGGGUCGCUUUGAUCACAGCUUGGAGCACGUCACCUUCCCCAGCGGACUGCAGACCUUGGUCUUUGGAGACAGUUUCGAUCAAAGCCUAGACCAGGUGAUCUUCCCCCCUGGAUUGGAGAGUGUACAGUUUGGUCAUUCUUUUCACCAAUCCUUGGAGAACGUCAAGCUCCCAGGAGGCCUGAAGAAGCUCAUUUGCACUGACUUGGCCGUGGGCUGCAUCUCCCUCCAGUCCUUGCGCCCAUGA